This is a messenger RNA of Xiphias gladius (swordfish), 5499 nucleotides long. It is a transcript of the gene pdgfrb, whose product is annotated as platelet-derived growth factor receptor, beta polypeptide. Gene Ontology annotation, cellular component: signaling receptor complex. Gene Ontology annotation, biological process: cell surface receptor protein tyrosine kinase signaling pathway; angiogenesis; positive regulation of smooth muscle cell migration. NCBI's taxonomy places the organism in Eukaryota, Metazoa, Chordata, Actinopteri, Istiophoriformes, Xiphiidae. Bases 522 to 3839 code for a protein of 1105 amino acids. The record is from RefSeq and is a predicted model, not a curated record. Gene Ontology annotation, molecular function: platelet-derived growth factor beta-receptor activity; platelet-derived growth factor binding; ATP binding. The transcript is spliced from 23 exons.
CUUUUUUUUUUUUAAACUUCCCUCUCUUGCUUUUUGCCUAAUUCCCCUUCACUAUUCCCUCCCUCCUCCCCCUCUGUGCUCAGAAGGGCCGGACCACUGACACUCUCCUCAGUGUGAAUCUGUCAGGGAAGGAGUGUGUACGUCUUCAUUUGGAAAACUUUUUUUUUUUUUAAACUUAGAGCACUAACUGGGAGCGGUGGGCAGGCUUUUUCAGAGUGUGAGAGUGGAGAGAGAGGAGACCCCCGCGGUGCUGUGUUUGACUAAACAAACAGCCGGGCUCAGAGUGGUACCUCCUCCAGCAGACUGCUGGGACAGCGGAGAUUAACCUCAGACUCUGAACAUCUGAGGGAUCUAUACAUCUGAAGCAGCAGCCCCUGUAGAGACAAGCAGCUGGAAAUCUCUCCUCUGAUUUCAUAAGGAGGAGACCGACUGCUGGCUGGCAGCGUCCUCGGACACGGAGGGAAGAUUUGUCUAUGCAUCUAGGAUCAAUCUGAAGAACAGAGUGUUUGAAGACAUCAAACAUGAGGAGGGUGACGGCGUCCACGCUCCAUCCGAUGGUCACAGUUACAGCUCUCCUGUGUCUCUGCACUGAGUUGUUUUGCCUGGAGAUCACACCUGAUGACAAAGUGCUCAUCCUGGCCGAGGGCUCUUCUCUCACCAUUACGUGCACCGGCCUUAGAGAGACAACCUGGGAGUUUAAGAGGGAUGAUGUGCCGUAUUUCCAAGUGGAACAAUUUCCAAAUGGUGGUCAAAGCUACCAAAUUGCGCAAAGCGGCACCACAUCCAGCGUUUUGACCUUGUUGAACGUGAGCUGGAAGCACACAGGGGUGUAUCAGUGCACUGAUCGACACACUGGAGAAACUAAGGAGCUGGUUGUGUUUGUCCCAGACCCUGAUGUGUGGUUCAUAGAGAGCUCCCAUGGCAUGGUAACUAAGACCAGUGAGGAAAGCACCAUCCCCUGUGUGGUCACAAACCCAAACAUCAAUGUCACCUUGUAUGAGAAGGACACUGACAUGCCCAUCAGGGGACAUUAUGUUCCCAGUGAGGGGUACAAGGCACCGCUGGAGGACAGGACCUACAUGUGUCGUGGAGAGCUGAAUGGGGAGGUGAAAGAGUCUCAGGCGUUCUACGUCUUCAGCAUUAUUGUCCCCGAGGCCAUCGACGCCUACGUCAAUGCAUCAAAGACCGUCCUGAAACAAGGCGAACCGCUGACAGUAAACUGCACGGUGCACGGAGUGGAGCUAGUGUUUUUUUCCUGGGAUAUCCCCAACAGAGAGGAUGUUAAGGUUGAGCCGCUGACAUACGUCCUGUCCGCCAUGAGCAUGCGCUCCUGCCUGAUCUUCCCUCGUGCCACGGUGGCCCACAGCGGAAACUACGUCUGCCACGUCCAUGAGGGUGUCCAAGACCAGACUGCCUCUGCCAGCGUCAACAUCACUGUGCUUGAGCGAGGCUUCGUGGACGUGAAGCCUGCUCAGCAACAAAACAUUUCAGCCAAGUUGCAAGAGAAUGUGGAGCUGAGAGUUGAGAUUGAAGCCUACCCUCCCCCUCAAGUCCAAUGGAGCAAAGACAGCACCACCAUCAAGGAAGACAAAACCAUCACAUCCAGACAAGAGAAUGAGAUCAGGUAUGUCACUAUUCUCACCUUAGUGAGGGUGAGGACAGAGCAGAAGGGCCGCUACACCGUCCUUGUCACCAACGGAGAUGAUACAAAGGAAGUGUUCUUUGAUGUGGAGGUCCAAGUUCCCUCUCAGAUUAAAGUACUGACUGACCACCACCUCCCUGGGAAGAAACACUUGGUGACCUGCGUGGCUGAGGGGGUCCCAACCCCGACCAUACAGUGGUACAGCUGUGACAGCAUGCUCAAGUGCAGCAACCAGACAGCGGUGUGGCAGCCGCUGAUACCAGAGGCAGAGGAGCUGAGCAUCCAGAACAAUGUGAGCUACAGUGAAACUCGCAAAACCAGUCAGGUCCGGAGCCAGGUGACCUUCCACAAGCCCCAGCAGGUCACAGUUCGCUGUGAAACCGGCAACCAAGCAGGGCUCGUGGACAGAAGAGACAUCAAACUGGUGUCCAGCACGCGGUUCUCCCAGGUGGCAGUGUUGGCUGCUGUUCUCGCCUUAGUGGUAAUCGUUAUCAUGUCUUUUAUCAUCCUCAUCGCUGUGUGGAGGAAGAAACCUCGCUAUGAGAUCAGAUGGAAGGUGAUAGAGUCUGUGAGCCAGGAUGGUCAUGAGUACAUCUAUGUGGACCCCAUCCACCUGCCCUAUGACUUGGCUUGGGAAAUGCCGCGAGACAACCUGUUGCUGGGUCGCACUCUUGGAUCAGGAGCCUUUGGCAGGGUGGUCGAGGCAACUGCAUAUGGUCUCACUCAUUCCCAGUCCAGCACAAAAGUGGCAGUGAAAAUGCUGAAGUCCACAGCCAGGAGGAGUGAGACCCAGGCCCUGAUGUCAGAGCUUAAGAUCAUGAGUCACCUGGGUCCUCACCUCAACAUUGUAAACUUGCUAGGAGCUUGCACCAAACAUGGCCCUCUGUACCUGGUGACUGAGUACUGUCGCUAUGGCGACCUGGUGGACUACCUGCACAGGAACAAGCACACCUUCCUGCAGUACUACGCUGAAAAGAACCAAGACGACGGCUGCCUCAUCUCAGGAGGAAGCACUCCACUCAGCCAGAGGAAAGGCUAUGUGUCUUUUGGAAGUGAGAGUGAUGGAGGAUACAUGGACAUGAGUAAAGAUGAGCCCUCAGUCUACGUGCCCAUGCAGGAGCAAAAAGACACCAUCAAGUAUGCUGACAUCCAACCUUCUCCAUACGAGUCUCCCUACCAGCAAGACAUCUAUCAGGAACAAGGUGGUGGCAGAUUAGACCUGGUCAUCAGUGACUCUUCCAUUCUCACCUACGAUGAUCUUUUGGGCUUCAGCUACCAAGUGGCAAAGGGGAUGGAGUUCCUCGCCUCCAAGAAUUGUGUCCAUCGUGACCUCGCUGCCAGGAAUGUCUUGAUCUGUGAGGGCAAACUGGUGAAGAUCUGUGACUUUGGCCUGGCCAGAGACAUCAUGCAUGACUCCAACUACAUCUCUAAAGGCAGCACCUUCCUGCCCCUGAAGUGGAUGGCACCAGAAAGUAUUUUCCAUAAUUUGUACACCACCCUCAGCGAUGUGUGGUCAUACGGCAUUCUUCUUUGGGAGAUUUUCACAUUGGGAGGAACCCCCUACCCUGAUUUGCCCAUGAAUGAGUUAUUCUACAAUGCUCUGAAGAGAGGCUACAGAAUGGCCAAACCCGCCCACGCCUCUGAUGAAGUUUAUGAUAUCAUGAGGAAGUGCUGGGAUGAGAAGUUUGAGAAGAGGCCUGAGUUCUCCUUUCUGGUGCACAGUGUGGGAAAUAUGCUGACAGACAGCUAUAAAAAGAGAUACAACCAAGUCAACGACAACUUCAUGAAGAGUGACCACCCAGCAGUUGCUCGCACCAAACCAAGACUCUCCUCACCCUUUCCGAUCGCCAACCCAUCAUUUGGCUCCCCCUCUCCCGUCACCCUCUCCUUUCCCCCGGACCCCUACAACCAGAGCCCGAGCCCUGGAAACUUCAGACAAGAGGCAGAUGGGCAGGAAGUUAUAACUUCAUACAACGAAUACAUCAUUCCCAUUCCAGACCCCAAGCCAGAGGAAGUUUUCACUGAUGUGCCUUCAGAAAGCCCUGCAAGCUCUCUGGCUCUGGAGGAGGAGACCGACUCCAUGUCUCAGGACACGGCUGAAACUCUUCCAGAGGAGGACAGGCUGGAGGAGACCAGUGAGAGAGAUGCUCUGCUGGGCUCCUCCGGGACCCCCGAGGUAGAAGACAGCUUCCUGUAGCAACAUGUAUAAAACCCUGAAAAAACAGAGCCCUUUUCGGGGGAUUUUUACAUUUUUAAAAUUGUUUUCUUUCUUUUAACAAGCCUGAAAAAGGGAAUGUGACUAAACUAGAAUGUAGCAAAAUGGAGACCGAGAAGGCAACCUUUGUAUUUCCACUAAGCACUCUAAAAGUUUUGCCCUUCUUUGAGUUUUUGUUUCACACUUAGUACCUCUGGGAACUACAAAAUGGUUACCAAUAAUGAGCAUGAUGUUAUCAAGCAGUCAUUCAUUGGAACCUUGCCACAAUAUAAAUACGGUACUCGCCUCACACUCCUAUAGAAUCAAUUUACAGUAGGUACAGAUGAGUUUACUCUAUUCUCUAUUUUAGCCAGAUACUUAUGAGGCCUUAUGAAAUGUGUCCUAUAUUAUUUAGACACAUUUAGCCAUCUGUCCCCUUUUUGGCUCUUAUUAUUAUAUGCCUCCCCCUUCCACAACCAGUGUAGAUUUUUGAAAAGCAGAUUAUUUUUUUGUUUUACCAGUUGUAAUAAUAGUAAUAAUAAAUGUACACACAUAAAAACAAAAUACUCCAGACAAGAACAGUUCCAAUAUUAAUGGAAAUCAUUAACAUUACUUUAGGUCCUCAGCCACCAUCAGACAUUGAAUGUGGGUAACUGAAUUAAACUGUACGUUGUAUUUUUUCCUUAGUACGGCCAACGGCUGCAUUCACUGUAGUAUAAUAUUUUUGUAAAAUGUUAUUCCCUCACCAUGAAUGCAGACAGAAUCUACAUGCACUGUUUUAUUAUGAAAUUUGCUUCUUUUUUUUUAAGUUUUACAUGCCAUAGAGUCAGCAUUUUCCAGUUCUCUCUCUUUUUUGGGAGGGGGGAGCUACAUGAGAUUUUCAGGAUUAUAUGAAAUGUACAUGUCAUUUGUGAAUUUUGAAUAAGGUCUUGAAUUUUGAUUAUUUGUUUUGUGUAGGCUUUACUCAUAGUUCUGUGCCAGAUUUGCACUUUACUUAGGAAAAUGUGGAUAUUCAUUGUAAAGAAAGGUAAAUUUACACUAUGUUAAAGAUAGAAAGAUACAACUUAGAAUCAGUAAGAACUUUGAUUUUUGACUUAAAUAUUUUUGACUUAAAUAUUUUUGACUUAAAUAUGUGGUUUCUGUGAUGACAGGUGACUCUCUCAAGUGAAAAUAACAAAUACAGCGAAUCACUGCCUUAAUACAAGAUGGCACACAUGAAUGCCUUUGCAUUGUCUGUCUGAGAGAUUUGUGUCCUGCAGCUAUUUUUGCUUCUGUACUCAAGGAACCUAGAUAACCCUAUGUGUACACAUAGAAAUUAUACUUUUAGUCCUCUGUUGCAUUGUUUAACAUUCACUUACACAAUGUCUACUUUCAUUACAUAAUCCACAAUUUAAAACAACACUCUAUUAUUUCCUUUAGAACUUGUUACACAGUUUAAAAUGCACAAAAUCACUGUAUCACAAGCUAUGGUACCAAAGCUCUUCUUAACGUUUACAAAUGUAUUUUUAUAUGUGUCAUUUUAUAUGUUGUAAAUGUGACAAUAAAUGUGUAUUAUCAUUGUAUAAUUGGAAGUGUGAAUCUUUUAUGAAUCAGUGGCUCUCAUCUGGCUUCCCUGCUCUGUCUACAGCAUUUCUUUCCCCCACUGUUUAAACUGUUCAAAAAU